AUGGUGUUCAAGUUCUUGUUGUUGUUAACGUUGAAAACCUCAACGUCAGUGGCAUCCAAACCGUCCAAGUUCUCCAACUCGGUGUCGGAAAUCACGAUCGACUGGGAGUCAGUGACACUGGACAGACCGGUGUUAGUCAAGGCUGGCAAGGUAACCCAGUUGAUGGAACCAACAGAGGUCAAAGAGCCAAACGACAAACUGUCCAAAAUGGUCAAGUCGUUCAAUUGUAAAGUACCGGUGAUAGUGGUCAAGGAAUCGGCAGCAAAAUUGGACAACUGGGUGGCAUUGGUGACGAUCAAGUCACCGUAG
Kuraishia capsulata CBS 1993 is the source of this 309-nucleotide messenger RNA. RefSeq lists its product as uncharacterized. Bases 1 to 309 code for a protein of 102 amino acids. Lineage: Eukaryota; Fungi; Ascomycota; Pichiomycetes; Pichiales; Pichiaceae. The transcript has a single exon. The record is from RefSeq and is a predicted model, not a curated record.